This is a messenger RNA of Symbiodinium natans, 1317 nucleotides long. The record is from the annotation of a GenBank genome assembly. Lineage: Eukaryota; Dinophyceae; Suessiales; Symbiodiniaceae.
AUGGGGGACCCCAAAGCUUCCCCGAAAGGCCUCCACGAUCAGCUCCGCGUGGAGUUCAUAGGGGACUCCAUCACCGCUGGCUGGGUGGUUCUCAACAGCCCGGGGUCUUACAUCAACCAGAACCAGUCUGGGGAGGACAUCUUCCAAACCUGGGAUCGGCGCCUGGCGGACGCCUGGGGCACCGCGGAUUGGCGGGCGGUGGCGCGCACCGGCAUUGCAAUCUUUCCCUACCAGGCGUACGGCCUGCAGUUCUACGGCAUCCGAGAUCGGUUCCUUUGCUCGGAGUACAGCUUCUCGCAGUGCUGCCGCUUGCCCUGGGACUUCGGCCGGUGGCAGGCGGAUGUGGUAGUGAUCAACGUGGGAACCAAUGACUACAUUCCCAUCAACCCCCUGAAGCCCGAAGCCAGAAACUUCCAAGCCGGCUACGAACAGCUCCUGGCAGCCGUCCGAGCCAAGUAUCCAGGGGCGCUGAUCUUUUGCCUGAUGCCCUUGGCCUACACCUGCGACGCGGACUCCAGGUACGACGCCCUGUACCAGGGGUUGACGGAGGCUGUGCGGGGUGCCCAGGAUGAGAUGAUCCAGCUGCACACCACGGGAACCCGUGAGGCCCCCUGGCUGAAUUGCAUCACCGACUACGUGGACAGAAUCCAUCCGACCGUUGCGGGCGGGAGGAAGUUCGCGGAGAGGUUGCUUCCAGUUCUCACUCCCGAUGUGCGCCGCUUCUUUCCGCAGAAGUGCGGGGGCUCGGGCCCCCGAUGUGAGCAAGAUUUGGCCACCCCCAGCCCCACGAGGCAGACUUCAAGUGAGACCACUACUGCUGCCAGCGAGACCAGUGCUGCUGCCACGACUGCUUCCAGCGAGACCACCACUGCUGCCACAACAGGUCGGCCUUCGAGCAGUGCGCCAGCUGGUGGCGCGGAGUGCUGCUAUCCGGACUGCGCCGACGCGCAGAAGGUCUGCAACACGGAGAGUGAGAGCCCUUUCUGCACGAGUUCGCCUGCCAACUGCCGGCAAUGCGGCGGGGAACUCUGUUCAGGCCAGGGAAGUCAGACGACUGCCUCUCCCACCGUGCCGACGACAGCCGUGCCGACGACAGCAGUGCCGACGACAGUCCCAUCGACAAGCGCAGCGGGCACCACCACACGCCCCGGAUCUACCAGCACACCUGCGGGCGGGGCGGAGUGCUGCUAUCCAGACUGUGCGGACUCGCAGAAGGUUUGCAACACGGAGAGAGACAGUCCGUUCUGCACGAGCUCGGCUGCAAACUGCCGGCAAUGUGGGGGGGAGCUCUGCUUAACACGAGCCAUUUUCCCUUAA